UCAUCAUCAUCACGAAUCAGAAAUCAUGGCGGGUACAUCAACAUUCGAUAGAAGGCGUAUCAAUGGACCAGAGACUAUACAGCCCACCUUUGCCUUACCUACCACAUUCAAAAAGCAACGGUCAGCAUCAGAACGUCAAGGUGUUCACUCGUUAUUCAUCCAAACCGGCUUGGUCGCACAAGCAAGCGGUAGUGCAUAUUUCGAAAGCAAUUCCGUUAAAGCUGCUUGUUCAGUGUUCGGACCACGACAACAGUCACAGCAAAAUCGUUCACAAAGUUCUGCUACCGGAGGAUCUUCUGCAGGUGCUGGAAGUGCAGCUAGAUCGUAUACCAACGAAGCUGAGCUAACGGUCGAUUGUAGAUUUGCAAGUUUUGCGACGCAUACUCGCAAAAGAGCAGGAAAAGAUACGGAAUCCUCAACAUUGGCAAGUACUGUUCGACUAGCCUUGCUUCCUUCAAUCAGGUUGGAUAAAUUACCUAAAGCGACAAUUGAUGUUUUCAUUACGAUCUUACAAGCUGAUGCAGGACGAGGACAAGGUAGCACUGAUGAUGAAGCAUGUGCAGCUGCAGCUGCUACCGUUGCAAGUUGUGCUUUAGCAAAUGCGGGAAUCGAACUAUACGGUCUCGUGGUGGGCGUACAUGGUGUUUGGGGACACGCAGAUGGAAUCAUUGUUGAUGCCACACAUGCAGAAGCUGCAAGAGCAAAAGCUUCAUUAACACUUUGGAGUAUGCCAGCGCUAGGAGCGGUCACUUCUUUAGAUCAAACAGGUCAUAUGAGCUUAGAAGAGAUGGAAAAGCUACUCACACUACUACAAACAGCUUCGGCAACAAUCCACUUAAAGGCAGCCAAAGCGAUCCAAGAUGGAUUUAAGCAGAGACAUUUGGGUGAAUCAUAGAUGAUGAAUUGUUGUUAUACACUGUUGUACUAUAGGUAUGCUUGUUUAAAAUUACAAAAUUGGCU
Messenger RNA from Meira miltonrushii, 960 nucleotides. RefSeq lists its product as uncharacterized. Bases 26 to 895 code for a protein of 289 amino acids. Gene Ontology annotation, biological process: poly(A)-dependent snoRNA 3'-end processing; U4 snRNA 3'-end processing; nuclear mRNA surveillance. Gene Ontology annotation, cellular component: nuclear exosome (RNase complex); cytoplasmic exosome (RNase complex); nucleolus. The transcript is spliced from 2 exons. The record is from RefSeq and is a predicted model, not a curated record. NCBI's taxonomy places the organism in Eukaryota, Fungi, Basidiomycota, Exobasidiomycetes, Exobasidiales, Brachybasidiaceae.